CCACGCAAAGGGAUCAAUGCUGCUCCAUCGGUUUCCAGCCUUUCCUCUGCAAAGCGCUACAGCUGACUGGAUGACUGGGAAGCCGUCAGCUGAUGACUAAAUCAGAUCUACACCGUUAUCAGCAGCUCUGCUCACAGUCCCAACAUGAGUGCGGCGUUUCUUGCCUCAUUGGUCGUGUUGGUGACUGCGAGCGGCUGUUUUUCCAGCAGCCUCCCGCCGUCCGCCGACUGCGCGCAGAGCCGGGGGAAGGACGCUUCUUACCGGGGAGCCAUCGAUGUGACCGACUCCGGCAGCCGGUGCAUGAACUGGACCGAGGUGGCCGGAUUCAAAGAGCGCUAUCCGGACAGAGGAAUAGGAGAUCACAACCACUGCCGCAACCCGGACGGCAGGAUCCGACCCUGGUGCUUCUUUAGGAACCUUAAAGGGAGAAUAGAUUGGGGCUACUGCGACUGUAAACAAGGCUCGGUGCGUCUGCAGGGAGGCCGCUCCAAACUUGAUGGCAGGGUGGAGGUGUAUCUGGGAGGAGUUUGGGGGUCUGUUUGUGGCAACGAUUGGGAUGACAAAGAUGCUGCAGUGGUCUGCAGACAGCUGGGCGAGGGGGUCUCUGGUAUUGCUCGUUCGGCUCCUUUGUUUCAUCCCCAAACAGCCAAGAUUCACUGGUUGGCAGUCCAUUGUCAGGGAGAAGAGCCAGACCUGCUCCAGUGUCCUAAAAAUACCUGGAAAGGAGAAGAAUGUUCUCUGGCCGCAGCUGUUACCUGCACUCAACAGAGGGCGGUCAGGACCCUUCCUAUCCGGCUAGUAGGAGGUCGGUCAGAGUCAGAGGGCAGGGUCGAGGUCUUCCACGCAAGACAAUGGGGCUCCAUAUGUGAUGACCAAUGGGAUGACAAUGAUGCAGAGGUGGUGUGUCGACAACUGGGGUUAAGUGGAGUUGCAAGGGCAUGGAGCCAAGCACAUUUUGGCAAAGGUACAGGCCGCGUCUGGUUGGACGAGGUACGCUGCUCAGGCAAUGAGCUCACUUUAGAGCAGUGUCCAAAAAGUGCCUGGGGUGAACACAACUGUUUGCACUCUGAGGAUGCAGGAGUGUCCUGCAGCCCUCUCACAGAUGGUACCACCAGACUGGUUGGCGGAGCUGGAAGCCAUGAGGGACGUUUAGAAAUCUUUUAUCGGGGUCAGUGGGGGACGGUGUGUGACGAUGGCUGGACAGAGUCAAACACCCUAGUCGUAUGUCGACAGCUUGGUUACAGGAUGGGCGAGACUCUGCUUUCUGAAGGACUUGAUAUAAACCCAGUUCCACGGUUUGGGGUGGGGUCAGGUCCCAUCCUUUUGGACGACGUGAGCUGUACAGGAAAAGAACCCAGCCUAUUGUUGUGCAACAGGAGGGAGUGGCUCCACCAUGACUGCACACACCAUGAAGAUGUUAACAUUGCCUGCAGCUCUAAGCACAGUAAAGACAGUCCUCCAGCCAGUAUCCCUGUACGUCUUGUGGGAGGCGAAAGUUCCCGGGAAGGCCGGGUUGAGCUCUUUCUGUCCGGCCAGUGGGGGACCGUCUGUGAUGAUGGAUGGACUGAUCAAGAUGCGGAGGUGGUGUGCAGGCAGCUCGGCUACAGUGGUGAGGCAAAGGCGCGUGUAAUGGCAUACUUUGGAGAAGGGACUGGCCCCAUCCACGUCGACAAUGUCAACUGUAAUGGCGAGGAACAUUCUUUGGCGGACUGCAUCAAACAGAGGCCUGGCACGCACAACUGCCGCCACAGUGAGGACGCCGGGGUCAUCUGUGACUAUGGAGAAUCACAACACAGCAACCGAGAGGUUAAAGAUCCUGUCAGCUCAAUUUGCGGUCUGCGCCUCAUACACACUCGCCAGCGCCGGAUCAUAGGAGGAGAAAACUCACUGAGGGGUGGCUGGCCAUGGCAGGCUGCCAUUCGUUUGCGAGGGUCUCGAGGAGAUGGGAGGCUGGUGUGUGGUGGAACGCUCAUUGACACCUGCUGGGUCCUGACCUCAGCGCACUGCUUCAAAAGGUAUGGAAACAACACCAAGCAGUAUAAAGUGAGACUGGGCGACUACCACUCCCUUGUGCCAGAGGAGUAUGAAGAGGAGUAUGGAGUUGAUCAAAUUGUCCUCCAUCCAAACUACCACUCCUACAGCAAUGACUAUGACCUGGCUCUGGUUCGCCUGUCACCGGGAGCAGUGGGCCAGGCACCAGGAGAGUGUGUGUCGUUCAGCCGUCACAUUCUUCCCGCCUGCCUGCCCAUGAGGAAAGAGAGAGUGCUCAAACAGGCCAGCAACUGUCACAUUACUGGCUGGGGGGACACAGGACGUUCCUACUCAAAGACCUUGCAGCAGGCCCCCCUGUCUCUUCUCCCCCGCCGUCACUGCCAGCAGUAUUAUCACAGCGCCUUCACAAGCCGCAUGCUCUGUGCCGGGACCGUCCAGUCAGAGAGGCGUGUGGACAGUUGCCGGGGUGACAGCGGAGGCCCGUUGGUGUGCGAGCGCCCAGGAGGGGGCUGGGUGGUUUACGGGGUCACGUCUUGGGGUCAUGCCUGCAGGACUCAACAGUCCCCUGGUGUUUACACCAAAGUCUCCGCCUUCAACUCGUGGAUCCGCAAAGUAACUGGACGUGAUAAGAAAAUGCGAUGAGGCUGGCAAACUGAAAGUAGUGACCUCUCAGGACUCAACCGGUCAGAUAGAAAAAAAGGCAGCAAUACAUUUCACUUACGACAAUCUGCUGUCAUGGUAACACAUAUCGCCUAUGAAAAACAUGUAAGGAAGAUUUUCAGAUGAAAAGUGUUAGAGCACAAAGCAGAAGUUUACUCACACUCAUCAAUACAUCACAACUGAAUAUCUCAGUGUUAACAGUAUCAUUGUUUUUAUUUAAAUUCUGUUUUGUGUGCAAACUUUUAUUGUGACCUUAUAUUGUAAUCUUAAAAUUUUUAUUUUUUAUGGACCAAACAUGUAGUGGACUGACUAUGGAUGAAUUUAUAAAACUGCACUACGAUCACCUAUUUUAUAAUUCAACCGAAUGAUACUCAGUGAAAUAUGCUCAGAAGCCUCAUUUCAGUCUUGUUUUAUUUCUCAGAUGUGUCUUAAUUUUGUGCAAGACUCUUAUGUCAUGUCUUAUUGUUUCCUUGCAGUGAUAAACAGUUUACUUUGUUGUGAGUCAUGUUUACUCAGAAAGACAGUGUUUCCCUAUAAAAGCACUAAACAGUUUUUCCAAUUGUUUUCCUCUUGGCAGCCAGACGUAGUCCUUGUGUUGUAAUUACCAGUGUUUAACACGCUUCUAUUAAAGAAAUGCAUAAUUUCAGUAUGCCCCUUUUUAAUGUUAACUUUAUAUACUGUUGUUGUUUCACAGAAACAUUUUCCCAUAAAGAAAACCUUUGUAAUAAGUUCAAAUCUGUGGUGCCUUUUUAAUCAAACCCGAGAUAUUUAAAGUAAAGGUAUUGUUUUUAUAUCCGUUCCUUCUAAGUCAUUUUCAGUUCACAUUUGGUGUGUUCAAAAAUAAAAAGAUAUGCCUCUCUUCUCUGUUAUAAACUAUUCUAGGUUCUUUUUCCCAUAUAUGUUAUUUGAAACAUUA
This is a messenger RNA of Cyprinodon variegatus (sheepshead minnow), 3568 nucleotides long. RefSeq names its product protease, serine 12 (gene prss12). Gene Ontology annotation, cellular component: membrane. The record is from RefSeq and is a predicted model, not a curated record. Gene Ontology annotation, biological process: proteolysis. NCBI's taxonomy places the organism in Eukaryota, Metazoa, Chordata, Actinopteri, Cyprinodontiformes, Cyprinodontidae. Gene Ontology annotation, molecular function: serine-type endopeptidase activity. The transcript is spliced from 13 exons. Bases 145 to 2634 code for a protein of 829 amino acids.